AUGCGCUGCAACACCCUCCUCGCACUCGCUGGCUAUACCAGUCUAGCAUACGCAUCCACACAUUCGACACCAGUCAGCUUCAAGAACUGCCCAGCUAAUGCCGUUGCAACCCUCGGAGACCUGGCGUCGGACGCAUUGAAAAUCACAGGUGUGGUCAAGUCGAUGCUCAAGGUCAUCGAGAAUGAUGCCACUCCUCCUGCGGCAGUCGUCCCUGGCUCUCUGGCUGCGAAUGUCCGAGAGCUGGUUGUGCGAUGGUUCGGCGAAGCAGCGCUGCCAGAACAUGAUGUUGGAGAGAAUGACUUGCGUGGGUUCUCGUAUUUUCAGGGCAUGUACACCCGCAUGUACAUCUCCCUCUGA
Messenger RNA from Fulvia fulva, 357 nucleotides. RefSeq lists its product as uncharacterized. The transcript has 2 exons. NCBI's taxonomy places the organism in Eukaryota, Fungi, Ascomycota, Dothideomycetes, Mycosphaerellales, Mycosphaerellaceae. The record is from RefSeq and is a predicted model, not a curated record. The coding region runs from base 1 to 357 and encodes 118 amino acids.